Molecule: messenger RNA, 1094 nt
Organism: Wallemia mellicola CBS 633.66
Lineage: Eukaryota; Fungi; Basidiomycota; Wallemiomycetes; Wallemiales; Wallemiaceae
Exons: 5
Coding region: 16-1050 (344 amino acids)
Cellular component (GO): cytosol
Molecular function (GO): glyoxylate reductase (NADPH) activity; hydroxypyruvate reductase [NAD(P)H] activity; NAD binding
Source: RefSeq, a predicted model, not a curated record
UAAAUUAACGAUCAUAUGACAAUAUCAAUGUCAGCUAGAAAUAUACCAAAAAUAGUGCUCACUAGGCCAUUGAUGCCUGAGAUUAUGUCUAAAUUCACACAAUCCUCACGUCCUGUUAAUCUAGUCAACUGGAAGGAGGAUAAGCCUGCGCCACGGGAGUGGUUACUCGAGAACUCGAAGGAUGCCGAUGCCCUGCUCGUAAUGCUCUCAGAUAAGGUCGACAAGGAGCUCCUCGAUAUAGCAGGAUCGAGAUUGAAAGCAGUGAGCACGAUGUCAGUUGGAUACGAUCACUGCGAUCUCGCACAACUGAAGCAGAGAGGGAUUAAGCUUUCGAAUACACCAGACUUACUGACGAGUGCCACGGCUGAGACAGCCGCUUUGUUGUAUCUAGCUGCGACGAGACGUGCUGCAGAGUCAAUCAAAUUCGUCGAACGCGGUGAAUGGCCUCAAGUUGGAUGGGGUCCUCUUCUCAUGGCUGGUCAACUCUCAGAAAACAAGACACUCGGAUUCUUAGGCUUCGGUCGUAUUGCACAGGCCACUAUGCACAGAUUGGCUGCUUUCGGUAUAAGAAAUGUUAUCUACACUGAUUCAGGACGGACCGACAAAGCGGAAAGAGAUGCAGAAUUAUCCCAUAAAUAUGAUAUAAACAUCAAACGCGUAGAUUUGGACGCUCUCGCUCAUCAAUCAGAUGCUGUAAUUCUACUUGCUGCGAUGAGUCCAGACAUGAAACACAUCGUUGGAAGAGAUUUCUUACAAAAGAUGAAGAAAACUGCAGUAGUAAUAAAUGUUGCUCGCGGACCUCUAGUUGACACCGAUGCACUCAAUGAAGCAAUCAACGAGGGUAUAAUUGCAGGCGCGGGCUUGGAUGUCAUAGAAGGUGAACCACACAUAGAUGCAAAUCACCCAGUUGUUAAAAAUGACAAGAUCUUCCUCCUUCCUCAUAUUGGUAGCUCUACUGUUGAGACACGCUACGCAAUGGCUGAUUUGACAGUCACGAACGCCAUCAAAGGCGCUUUCGGAGAGGAAAUGCAGGCUCAAGUUAAACUUUAAUUUUAGUUAUCUGAAUGUAUAUAUUCAUUGAUCGGCUAUUUUAU